Heteronotia binoei (common prickly gecko) is the source of this 1718-nucleotide messenger RNA. RefSeq names its product odr-4 GPCR localization factor homolog (gene ODR4). The record is from RefSeq and is a predicted model, not a curated record. Gene Ontology annotation, biological process: intracellular protein localization. Bases 49 to 1395 code for a protein of 448 amino acids. Lineage: Eukaryota; Metazoa; Chordata; Lepidosauria; Squamata; Gekkonidae. Gene Ontology annotation, cellular component: endomembrane system. The transcript has 13 exons.
UGCUUUUUAUUCUCUAUAAAUUUAUAGCUUAGGCUGUUAAGUGCAAUCAUGGGAAGAAGCUACUACGUAGAAGAAAGCGUUGGACAGUAUCUGUCAGAACUCACCACCAAAUCUAAACCUCUUAUUACUGGCCUCUUGGUUGGGCAGUGCUCCCCACAAAGGGACUAUGUUAUCCUAGCCAUUCAGACUCCUCCAAAAGAAGAAGAAAGCAAAAGCAAUGCUGGCUACAGUUCAGGGGUGCCUAACAUUGAUGAGGAAUGGGCAGUCGCACAUGCUAACCAGGUGUCAAGAAUGCUUCCUGGAGGACUGUUGGUUCUUGGCGUCUUCACCGUUGCAACUCCAGAGCUGUCAAAAGAAAUCCAAAAUAUUCUGCGCAAGCUUGUCUUCUCAGUGGAAAAAUCUUUAGCUAGAAAACGGCUGUGGAGCAUCUCGGAGGAAGAUGUGUCUGACCGGGUGGCUCUUCAUCUUUGUUCUGCUACAAAGAAGUAUCUUUGUCGCACAUAUGACAUACAAGAUCCAAAAAGUACAGCAAAGCCAGCAGACUGGAAAUACCAGAAUGGCUUGUCCACUUCGUGGCUGACUUUAGAAUGCACAAUUAAUGCUAACAUACACAUCCCGCUAUUGGCUACUUCGGCUUGCCAUGAACUGGAGAAAAACAUACGGAAUGGAUUAACUCGUUGGGCCAGGCAGGUAGAGGAAGCUGUCGUUUUGCUCAAUGGCCAAGUCAAGGAGGAAGAUGCUGACUUAGUCGACAGUCAGAAGAAGUCUGGAAGAGGAGUCACGCCUUCAGCUACCCAGUCCUUUAAUGCCAGGGUUCUAACAAAGUUGUCACAGAAGUCAAACUCAAGGUCCACGGCAACUGUCCAGAUCUGCAGCGGUUCCAUAAAUCUCAAAGGUGCUUUAAAAUGUAAAGCUUACAUCCAUAAUAACAAGCCAAAAGUUAAAGAUGCUGUUAAGGCCCUGAAAAGAGACAUAAUAAACACGCUCUCUGAUCGGUGUGAAAUCUUGUUUGAAGAUCUGCUUAUGAAUGAACCGCCAGGGAAGAAAAGUUUGGAAAGGGAGUAUCUUGCCUUGCCUUGUCGAGUAUUUGCCCCCAUCACAGGGUUCUGUGUGCUGGUUUGUGACUACAAAUUUGGCGACGAGACAGCCAGGGAAGUCCAAGAGCGUUUCCUUGAAAUACUGGAACAAGCCGUUAAAGCCGAGGAUUUACACACAGCAGAGGAAAUGAGCACAGUUGAAGUAAUCCCAGCAAAGGAAUUUCCAGAUGACAUUCAACACAAACAGUUGACAAAACAAACACUGUUGCUGAAACUUCACCAAAACAUAGGAGUUGUGAUAGCUGUGGCUGUUGCGAUAUCAGCUGCAGCCUUCUCCUUUAACUACUUCAGUGACUAGACUUCUGGCCGUGAGAAUCAUCCUGCAAACUCUAACCAUCAUGGACAUCUUAAGAACUGCACCUCUGGAACUGAUUGCAGUGUGUCACCUAAAAAAAAAAGAAGCUGUUUUAAAUAAUAAUGAUGAUAAUUUUGACCGUCUAGUUUCUGCAUGCAAAUUGUGUAGGUGGUAUGGUUUUAAAAGGGGGUGGGAGCAACCACAACAAAGUUACCCACUAGCAGAUAAUACCUGUAUUAUAACAUUACUUUUCCAGGAAGAAUUUGUCAAAUGGGUACUUAACUUUCCUCCUUGCUAAUUAAAAGCCCUGUGUUUGUGUGUUUUAA